Miscanthus lutarioriparius is the source of this 699-nucleotide messenger RNA. The record is from the annotation of a GenBank genome assembly. Lineage: Eukaryota; Viridiplantae; Streptophyta; Magnoliopsida; Poales; Poaceae.
AUGGCGCCGUCUCUGCUCGGGGGGUUCACCAAGUCGCUCGCCAUGACGGUGCUCUCCGAGAUCGGGGACAAGACCUUCUUCGCCGCCGCGAUUCUGGCUAUGCGCCAUCCCAGGAAACUUGUACUGGCAGGCUGUUUGACUGCACUAAUAGUGAUGACAGCUCUAUCAGCUUCCCUAGGUUGGGCUGCACCAAAUCUGAUUUCACGUAAAUGGACUCAUCAUGUGACCACUCUAUUGUUCUUUGUAUUUGGCAUUUGGUCAUUGUGGGAAGGCUUCAAGGAAGAUGGAGAUUCGGAAGAAUUGGAUGAAGUUGAAGCAGAGCUGGAUGCUGCCUUUAAGAGUAACAAAGGUGAAACUAAAACUGUAUCUAAGGCAAAUGAUGAUACGAAGAAACAGCAAAGACCAUUUCUCAUGCAGUUCUUCUCACCAAUUUUUAUAAAGGCGUUUUCUAUUACAUUCUUUGGUGAGUGGGGUGACAAGAGCCAGAUUGCUACUAUUGGCUUGGCUGCUGAUGAAAACCCAUUUGGUGUUGUCCUGGGUGGAAUCAUAGCGCAAGCACUCUGCACUACUGCUGCUGUUCUUGGUGGAAAGAGCCUGGCCUCCCAGAUAUCUGAGAAGAUGGUUGAACUGUCAAGCGGAGUGCUCUUCCUGCUGUUUGGUAUCAUGUCCUUGUUCUCUGGACCAGAAGGAGAAUUGUAA